AAUCCAGUCACCGUUGUAUUCAAGAACGGACAACGUGGUGACGAUGAAGGCAGUGGUGCAGCAAGCGUCACAGUCAGUGGUGAGCAUCAACGCCGUGUUUGCAGUCAGCAUUCUCGCCGUCUUCGCCACACUCAUCCUCAGUCCUUCGUUGCUUCUGGUCGUGAUUGGGACCACUUCCGUGGCUGAAAUCAGCCGUUUUCUUUCAUCGCACAGCCGUUCCGGCGAUACUGUGGCUGUGUUUGCCAAGUUCGUGUGCAUCUGGCCCCUGGGCAUGGGCUCUGUGGUCGCUUUCGGGCAGCUCUCGCCCGAGACACAAGCGUCGAAUCUGGCUUGGUUCUCGAUCUAUAUCAAUGCCGCGGUGGUGGGUAACAUCGCCAUGAUGGGGUUUGUGUCCGCCGGGAGCACCCUUCGAGGCGUGACCCAUCGCGUGGCAUGCAUUAGCCUUGUGCUUUGGCUCUUGCGUGAAAUGCAAAGCGUACACUGGGCAACUGUGUCGUACCAAGAUGGUUACUUCCUCUUCAAUGCAUCGCCCUUGUCGUGGGUCCUAGCGCACGCCUGCUACAGACUUGUGAUGAUGACCCUGCCUCCGUUUGACACGCUACGAUACCUCGUCCUCGAACCCGCAAGUUUGGGACUCAUGGCUGGACUGGCCACCGCAAAUGGCGCGUCUGCCAGCCUCUGGUUUGGUCAAGCAGACACCCUCGUUGCCUCGACUGUGUGCUGGACAAGUGCAGCACUGGGUUGGGUCCUCCCGACGCCGAAAUACCUGACGAUGCGAUUGCCAGAAUCCCAAGCAUUGGAUGUUGGGUGUGCCCUCGUGCAUGUUGUCAUAGUAGUCGUCGCGACCUUUCACUUGUUCUUCAUGAAUCCUGAGUCCACAAUAUCCACGCUGGUACCGUAUCGAGAAUAAUAUGGACGCAAUAUUGAGAUUAUUUCGAAUUCUCCGGAG
Aphanomyces astaci is the source of this 949-nucleotide messenger RNA. RefSeq lists its product as hypothetical. The coding region runs from base 44 to 910 and encodes 288 amino acids. The transcript has a single exon. The record is from RefSeq and is a predicted model, not a curated record. Lineage: Eukaryota; Oomycota; Saprolegniomycetes; Saprolegniales; Verrucalvaceae.